CUCUCGCUCAGACUCGCAAGCCUCAGUGUGUGCCGAGAUGUGCGGGGGCCGGGAGCGUGUGUCCGGCCUUCUCGCCACCCUGGAGAAACGUGGGAUUGACUUAGCCACUCUCAACGCCCUGCCCGCCUACCAGAAACUCCUGCAGAAGCGCGCGCCGCCCUUAGACGAGAACGACAACAAGAAGGAUGCCAAGCGGAAGGCCAAGGGGAGUGACAAGUGUCUGAAUGGCUCUGUGAAUGCUGAAGGAGGCGCUGAAGUGGGCGGAGGAAAAGCGCCACGUGGGUUCUGCUACGCGUUGCUGGUGUGUCUCCUGAGCGUAGCGGUAGCGGCGGUGUAUCACUACGAACUGAACACCCACCAGGGCUUCGCGAGGUUCUGGCUGCGAUGGGAGAACGUGGACCUCAACGCUGAGCAGUGCACGAUAGACAUGCCAGCCUCAGUCCAGGAUGUGUUCAGGCCGCCCGUGGAGUGUGGCAUGUGCAGGGACGUGGUAGAGAUUGAGAGAGUGCACACCAUCACGCCACAGCAGUUUGAGGAAAGGUACGCGUACAGCGGGCGACCCGUGGUGGUGACGGACGGGCAGAGGAACUGGUCAGCGCCUCACACCUUCUCCUUCACCUUCUUUAAGUCUAUCUACGCGGACGACUCCCCGGUGCUGGAGAACUUCGAGCGGGACUGCCAGUUCUUCCCCUACCAGACCGAGUUCCGGAACCUGCGCCACGUGUUCAACAUGACCGCAGAGAGGGCGGCCAUGCGCGGCGACCCCUGGUACAUUGGAUGGAGUAACUGUGACUCUUCCGCCGCCAACAUCCUAAGGAACCAUUAUGAAAGGCCUUACUUCCUGCCCCAGGCCGCUGAAUCCUCCAAGACAGACUGGAUCUUCAUGGGCACGCCGGGCUAUGGGGCGCACAUGCACAUUGACCACGUGGGCAACCCUUCCUGGCAGGCGCAGAUAAGGGGCCGCAAACUCUGGACCUUGGAGCCCCCGCCCGAGUGCUUCUUCCAGUGUGUCGGUCUGGAAGUGGUGGUGGAGCCAGGAGAGAUCAUUGUUCUGGACACCAACAUCUGGUACCACAAGACUCUCAUUGUAUCUAAUGAACUGAGCAUCACCAUUGGGUCUGAGUACGACUAGACGCCGCCACGACCCUCGCCACGGCAAGGAACGUGGUGAAGAAGAAGAAGGAAGGCGAGAAAGGACAAGUAUGAAAGAGAAAGGGAAAAAAUGGAAAGGAAAUGAAAAAAAAGACAGGAUGUUAUCGAUAUUACCUGCCAGAGCUGAUCAUCACUAUUUGGUCUAAGUAUAGACGCCGCCACGACCCCCGCUACGACCAGAGUAAAGGAAAAAAGAAGAAAAAGGCGAGAAAAAAGACAAGGAAGGAAGGGAAAAGGGAGAGAAGGAAAGCAAGGCAAGAAAAAAACUAAAAGACAUGAUGUUACCGAUAUUACGUGACGCAGCGCAGGAAAAGAAAUGUUUUAUCAAUAUCACGUUACAAGAAGGACAGGAUAUCAUGCGUGCGUAAAGAAUUCUGGGUAAAAGAAUCGCUUAGAGGCUUCAAACACGGAACCUGGAAGCAAGAGGGAAAUAUUUAAAGAAUACGUGAAGAGUUGUGCAUUAAAUGAAUUGCAUUAAAUGAAUUAAAGUGAAGACUUGUGAAAAUAUGCGUCCGUGAAAAGUUCUAGGUAAAAAAAUGCUUAAAGAUUACACGGCAAGAGAUGAUAUAAGAGAAACGCUCAUGAUAUAAAAAAACAAACGAAGGGAAAUGCACUAAAAGGAAUUCCAGUGGCAAUAAAUUACAUGAUAAAAAGAAAAAUACAUGAAAGGAAAAAUGUAAGAAGACAAAAAAAAAAAAUACAGAAUGCACAAACAGAUAUUAAAAGGGAAACUCAACAAAAAAUAGAUAUAAUGUAAAUGCAAAGAGGGAAAGAAAACAGCACAUUCUGAAAAAAAAAAAUACGUAGAACGAGAUAAUAGAAAGAAUAAAAAAAACUGAGACAUGAAGAGGAAGGAAAAGAGAAUGCACACUAAACUCGAAUAAGUGGAAAGAGGAAAAGGCGAAGCAAGAGAAAAAGAGAACAGAGGAAGCCAUAAUACAAGGGAAGCAGGAAGGAGAAAAGAGAAAGAGAAUGCAAUAAAGCAGAACGGGGAUGAAAGAAGGGAGACGAACAAAAUGCAAAAUAAAGCGAACAGUAAUAAAUGGAGAGAAAAGAAAUAGAGAGAGAGAGAGAGAGAUAACGAUACACUGCACUGAAAAGGAGGAGAGAAGGAGGAACAGGAGGGGGAUAAACAAAAGAUGGAAGAAAAAUAGAACAAUGAGAAUAGGAAAAGAAGAAGGAAGAAAAAAUAGGGGAGCAAUUAACUUCACAGGGAAUAAAAAUGUUUUGAAAGCAAAUUUUGGAAGAAAACGACGAUGUUUCUCAUAUUUCAAGGGGGAGUUGUUAUAAUAUAUAUAUGAAUAGAGAGAGAGAGAGAGAGAGAGAGAGAGAGAGAGAGAGAGAGAGAGAGAGAGAGAGAGAGAGAGAGAGAGAGGCAGAGAGAGAGAGAUCCCUGUCAUUAAUUUCAUGUUACUGUUAACGACAUUCUCCUCUCUCUCUCUCUCUCUCUCUCUCUCUCUCUCUCUCUCUCUCUCUCUCUCUCUCUCUCUCUCUCUCUCGUAAAGUUCCUGUGUUUCAUUAUGUUACGUUAGUUCAUCUAAUUUCGUUCAGUUUGCAUCCAGUUCAGCGUCACAUUAUAUUCAAUCACUUUUUACAAUGUUGCCUUUCAUCACCCCAGUUGCGCCACAUUUCUCAUUCACAUGUAUCGUUUUUCCCCUUUUUAUUAACGCAACACAAACGCCACAUUUCAAUUCCCAUUUCUCUUUGCCUGACUUUUUUUUUAUUUUAUAUUUUUCUCAUCAAUGAAAAUAUUUGUUUGUAUUACUUUUUCUUUCAACUUUCACUCGUAACAUGAUUUCUCGUUUAUUAUUUUUGGUGCUUGUGUGUGUGUGUGUGUGUGUGUGUGUGUGUGUGUGUGUGUGUGUGUGUGUGUGUGUGUGUGUGUGUGUGUGUGUGUGUGUGCGUGUACGUGCAUGUGCGUGUGCGUGUGUGCAGUCAUUAUUUCCUCUAUAAUUCGUCACAUGUCACUUGCUUUGAUAUGAAAACGAAAGGAAAAUAUAAAAGCAUUAUCACUCAACACGUGUGCAUUUAUGACGUAAUGAGUGAAACAUGACGUGACGUGCUGACUGCAUGUGUGACAGGUGAGCGCGUGAACAGGUAACUCCCAGGUGACUAAAGGUAACACCAACACAUAGGCCAAGUUGUAACAAGCCUAUAGACCUACACGUGGCAGUCCUUAACAUGAUAAAAUUGGACUUUUUUCUUUCACAUUUAUCUAUACACUAACCAUCAGACUUACAUACAUAUAUACCUUUUACUAACCUGAAAUAUACCUGUGAUUAAAUUUCUAGUCGUAAGUUAAAAAUAAAACACACACACACACACACAAACACACACACACAUACACACAUACGUAUCCCAGUGUUGUGUGUGUGUGUGUGUGUGUGUGUGUGUGUGUGUGUGUGUGUGUAGGUGUGUGUGAAUGUUGUUUUCCUCAUCCCAUACAUACGUAGUGCAGUAAACAUGUAUACAUUAAUUAGUUAAGGUAAUUGUAUCUCGUCUUAGGUGUGAUCUAUAUUUUUGCAACAUUAAAAAGAGAACGCUGGCAUCAA
Molecule: messenger RNA, 3704 nt
Organism: Portunus trituberculatus (swimming crab)
Lineage: Eukaryota; Metazoa; Arthropoda; Malacostraca; Decapoda; Portunidae
Exons: 6
Coding region: 38-1132 (364 amino acids)
Source: RefSeq, a predicted model, not a curated record